UACUUCUCGGUGGUUUUUCACUAGUUGGCUUCUAGUGGCAUCGUAGGGUCUGGCAAAUCGAAGUGUGCUCACCACCUCAUUCACGACUGUCUGGCAGUACGAGAUCAAGAGGUCUUGUAGAAUCACUAUAGUUCAGCUUGACGUUUGGCCAUCGUACUGGCCGACAAAUCAGGAGGAGCAGGCUCUUGAACUCUGUAUGUAUGCUGUAUAUAGAUUCUUGGUAUCGAUGCAGCCGCAUAAGCGGAGCAUGAUGCUGAAGUCGAAGCCGCGCAGCUGAGAUGGCAAACUUGAAGUAUAAAGAAGAAGUCUUCAUGUGUUCACUGUCGCCUAUCCGCAUCAUUAUCUACAGUGUAAUAGCAACUGCAUCUAUACUUCUUCCCAAAGCUCAACCUAUCAUCAUGAAGGUCUUCACUAUCACAGCAAUUUCCUCUCUUCUCACCCUUACCGCUGCCUUGUCUCCGCCAUACGAACCCAUUUGUGAGACAUGCGUCUAUACACCCAAUGAAAACAAGUGCGACAUCACUACGUCCUGCACGUAUGUUUGGGGCCACGACAACCCACAUACACCUGGCCCAUACUACUGCGCUUGCCGCCACGGUUAUCGUACGUCUCGCUCUAUCCAGCGAAACCUUCAGUUAUUCUCUAUUUGCUAUCGGCAUGUAACGCUGACACAUCCGGAUAGGUGCGACUGGGUAUGAGGCCAACAACAUGGAGGUGCAAUGGCGUCUGCCAUGGUAUGGCACGCCGAGCGGCGAUCCGAGCCAGGAAGGGAGGGUAUUCGUGAAGCC
Alternaria alternata is the source of this 788-nucleotide messenger RNA. RefSeq lists its product as hypothetical. The coding region runs from base 399 to 698 and encodes 99 amino acids. The record is from RefSeq and is a predicted model, not a curated record. Lineage: Eukaryota; Fungi; Ascomycota; Dothideomycetes; Pleosporales; Pleosporaceae. The transcript has a single exon.